AUGAAUGGGACCAGUUCCUGCUCUGGGACAGUGGAAGACUUUUAUGAAGGARAGUGUGGAGCCACAACCCAGCUGUCUACACACUACUGCAGCUACAUCCUCCCAGUCAUCAGUUCCCACAGUCCUCCACUCCAUCAGCACAGCGACUGCCUCCUUCCACCCGCCUCACAUAAUCAACCUCUGAGAAAAGAAAAUAAUAGAAAAAGAAGAGCGAGAUGGACUGCCCUUCUCCAUAGAGCCCCCCCUGUAGACCUGCAGGAGCCCCACAGCCAAGCUCCCCGCAGACUACCUCUGCAUCCUGCCGGUCAAAGUCAGCUUCGCACACUGAGGCCCAGGACUGACUUGACUUCACCUCCUCUCUUCCGGAGCAGAAUCCAGCUCCAUCCACAAGCCGCACAGACUCUGGAGAAAAAGAAUCUUCUGGUCCAGCGUGAUAUAUCCCUGACUGACUCAAUGGGAGGGAUGUUCAGGGCCUACAACUUCACCAUCACCUGCUCCACUCAGCCACAGUACCCAGGAAGCUCCUUCCUCCUCACUUUCACCAGCUCAAACAGAACUCAGACCGCUGUCAAUGACUCAGCUGCCUUCCUCUUCCCUGCUGCAAAUGACUCCCACCAAGGGGACUACAGCUGUGUUYAUGAGAAUGAUGUUUUCUCUCAUAACUUCUCCUCUGAGGGAGAGCACUUCUCCCUCACUGUCACAGCCUCUCCUCUGCCAAACUUCAUCAGACACAUUGUAGUGCUGCUGAUCCUACUGACAGCCAWCACCACCUCCUACCUGUACUUCAAGAAUUUGGCAGUACGUCCAAACGGCCUCACAACCGCAGACCAAAUGUAACCACGCCAGCCCAGGACCUCCACAUCCGGCUUCUUCACCCGUGGCAUCGUCUGAGAUGGGGGGUGACGAGCAUGGAUCUUUAUGUCAAUUCCAUGGAGAUGGUCUCUCUGCGCUCCAGAGCUGAAGCCGGAAGAGAGUAGCCCAGGGGACGGAGUAGGACAACACUGAUCCUACACGCUGAUCUUAUGUAAGUUCUGCAUUUUAAAAUCCAUUGUCAGCCUGCACUUGUGUGUAAAAUGUGGUGUCAAACCUUAAGUGGUUCAAACUUUAACAACACAAGUUCAGAAUGUGUUUAUAUAUUAUAACCUUGGAAGAAAUCUUAAAGGAGUAACUGCAAAAACCCUUAUUCUUUUUUGUAUUAUUAUUGCUUUGACAUGUAUAACUUUUAAGAAACUUAACUCAUUUACGCCUUGCAUUCCAACAUGUAUUGCUUUUUGGCUUUGUUUAUGUUGCAUAUCUUAUUCUGUAUACUCUAAGAUUCUUUAUCUUGAAGUGUUACCAUAUAUUAUUAUAAUCAUCAGCCGGCAUUUAAUCCGAUUGCACGUCGUAGCGCGCUUGUCAUUUAAAGCUAUAAUCCUUAAUUGGUGAAACUGCCACGACCGUUUGGGACAUUACAACAACAAAGAAGUUACUGCAAACAACGAACACUAUUUGACAUCAUUACAGGCUUGAUAGAACAACAGAAUAUAUGCUGCAAUUMGUUUUCACCACGCUGCCGAGGCUCCUCUCCUCCGUUUCUCUUCCUUUUCAACAAGACAAAAACAAUAACAAAGGCCCUGAGGCGAACAAUAGGCUGUUUCCCCUAACGUGGAUCUGUAAAGGUAAUUUCCGAUUGAGCCGACAUCUGCAGUCUUUACCGUGAAUGUGAUCUCCACGAAUGCAGAAACAUUGCCUUUAAAAUCAGCAUGGUCAACAGCGCUCUACAACAGGCAAUCGGAUUAAAUCCUGGCCUUUUAUAUAUUUUUAAACAUUUUUUAAAAGGGGGACUUUUUUCACAAGAGUUUUUGGUUGGUUGUUGGGGUUUGUUUUCUUGUUUUUUAUCUCAUGUUAUUCAUGAUAAAUGUUAUGAUUUUAAUUACUAUGUACCGGUAUAUUAUUGUUAUGAUGCUAGUAGUACAGUGCAUUCAGAAAGUAUUCAGACCCUUUGACUUUUUCCACAUUUUGUUACGUUACCGCCUUAUUGUCAC
Molecule: messenger RNA, 2024 nt
Organism: Salvelinus sp. IW2-2015
Lineage: Eukaryota; Metazoa; Chordata; Actinopteri; Salmoniformes; Salmonidae
Source: RefSeq, a predicted model, not a curated record